GUGCUUACAAGGUCAGACAUGCGGCAUUUGCGCCUGGAGACGAAGACUAUUGAUUCAGCUGCGCGAUUUGGCGCGAAUUUCUCCCGCGGACUGUAAAGUGAUUGCCGCCCAACGAUGAUGAUACUGUGAUUAGCCCAGGGACGCCUACGUCAUCAGGAUCUCCGCAGGGGAGAUACGCGCUGCGUUAAAAGCGACCAAUGGGAGACGAGCCUGCGUGAACUUGCGCGCAGUUCUGUGUGUCCGCGCUCACGCGGACUUGGCUUUUGGCUCAAGAGAUUGAAGCGGGAAGAAAUUUCAUCACCAACUGUCUGAUCAUGCAAGCAAGCGACAGAUGUUGAGACAACAUUAUCCCCUACCUCAAGCUUAAACCUCCACGCCACGGUUAAAAUCUCUCAGACUGUAAUUCAAUUAUAACAACAACCCAGACUGCAGUUGCUAAGGCAACGCUGGAUUUAACUUCUAGGGUUGAUACGAAGAAGACGCCUCACCUGGAUCAAGCAGGUCGAGGAUUCGCAAUCCUCAAAACCCUCUCCCUUCAAACUUCCUCAAGAACACAAAACUCCAGAUUGGUGUCGGACUUUGGUGGGUGUGGAUAUUAGAGUUAUCGUGAAUCGGUGUAAACCAGGCUCGGGGUAUUUGUAUACCUCGUUCCAGGUUUAAGUCACCGUAUAAGACUCGAGACACGCUGGAAUAUUUCGUACUUGCCCUCUCGCGGGCCAAGCCCAUCAACCAAGUCCGGCGAGUCUGGAACCACCGGGAAGGGCGCCACGCCGACUCGGGAGCCGACAUCCAAGAAAUCGAAGGAGGGGACGGGAGAGUGGGCGGGUCUGAUUCGCUGAGUAGGAGGCGUCAUCACCGCCACGUGGAGACAAUUGAUGAGAUGGAUGGCAAGGAAGGAUGCGUCUUGUGUCUGAGAUGUCUGAUGGUGUUCUUCAACACGUUACUUUGGUUAGCCGGAGUCGCUAUGCUAGGAUUCGGGCUAUGGCUUCGCUACAGUCAGCAAUUCUUCCCGAAUCUGACGCCCUCUGGCGACGAAGAGGCGGUGUCAGCCGUGACGGCUUACAACAUCGGAACCUACGUCCUGAUGGCCGCUGGGGGCGUCAUCAUGGCCAUUGGAAUUCUGGGAUGCUGUGGGGCUAUCAAAGAGAGUCUCUGCUUACUAGGAUUGUAUUUUGUGGUGCUGUUCCUCCUAUUCGGCAUGGAGGUAGGAGCCAGCGCGUGGAUCUACCUCAACAGGGCGGAGCUAGGCAAUAAAGUAGGCGACUAUUUCGAGUUACUCGUCACGGAGAAAUACGCAGACGACGAGGCAUCGCGUGUUGCAGUAGACUACACACAGUCUAGUUUGGAAUGCUGCGGUGCCAACGGACACGAAGAUUGGCUGGACUCUGGCCAGGUCAUUCCGAGGUCAUGCGGAGUGGUCAACUGUACGUCUGAUUGCCGACCCGAUGAAGGACUCCAUACUGAUGGGUGCAAAUCCAAAGUCAGCGAGAUCAUUCAAGGCAACAUAUUCACUCUAGUCGGGGUGUGUAUAUCGGUAGCAGUCGCACAGAUUUUGGUGAUGAUCCUCGCAGCGUGUCUGUGCAAAGCCAUACGUCGGGCCGACUUGGAGUACGACAAAUGUGGCACCGUCUGAAGGGCGCCCUCAUGCGGCAGACUGACACCACAUCAAAGGGCGCCCUCUGGGGCAUUAUCACGUGUCCGUUCAAUUAUUUUCGUGGGACUACUUACACAAACCAUGAUAACCAUCAUCAGUUAAGAGACAUAAUUUCGAGGAAACCAAAAGAACUAUUGUUCGGGGUAUGUUUUGUUCGUCAUAUCAAGCGAUCGAAAAUUUGUAAUAAAAAACCGUAUCCUCUCAGAGUGAUCCCAUUUGCUAUUUCCAAGGUUUGCAGCAUUGCUAAUGUUGCUAGCAUCGUGACUUUGGGCGUGAUUCCUGGCUACAUGGCAUAUUUGGGUUUAUGGCUUCUGACUAUCGCCCCUUGAACAAAGAUAUUGAACAAAGGGGGAACCGCCAACA
This is a messenger RNA of Patiria miniata (bat star), 2017 nucleotides long. Its product is annotated as CD81 antigen-like. The record is from RefSeq and is a predicted model, not a curated record. Gene Ontology annotation, cellular component: membrane. NCBI's taxonomy places the organism in Eukaryota, Metazoa, Echinodermata, Asteroidea, Valvatida, Asterinidae. Bases 881 to 1633 code for a protein of 250 amino acids. The transcript has 6 exons.